ACACACACACACACACACACGCACACACACACACACAGAGCGAGCUCUUGGUGCCACAGCUCCCUCUAGCGGAUGCUCUGUGCAACAUUUUCCAGCGGUUCCACUCGCCUGGAAAACAAUCAAAGUGUUGUACAGUGUAGCGGACGACGGCGCAGAAAGCACACAUGUACGCAGUGUCAGUGUGUGUAGUGCGUGUGUAUGUGUGUGAGUGAGUGAGUGUGUGUGUGUGUGUGUGUUAGUACACGCCAGCACACGUCGACCCAACACCUUUGCUGCUGCGUGGAUCUGGAAUAUUCAUCAUCCUCCUCUUCAUCCUCAUCUGGGAGGCUGAUUUACUGUUUCCUGCGCACAAUGUGGGGAAAAAGGAAUACUUGGGGAGUGACGACAACUUUCCUGCCUAUCCGAGGCGUAUAAACGAGCAGCGGCAGAAGCAAGAUUCAAACGGAGAAGCGGCGACUGGUGAGCCAACCGGCCGCUCGCGGUGCUCUGCAGCCCGGGGAAGGGAGCGAUGUCGCCCGCGGAGGAGCGUCGCUCGCCGGGGAUCGGCUCCACAGAUGCUGCGGCUCGGUCGGGCUGUUCGCGGUGCCUUUGGGCGCCACUGACGGGACCAGACACUGACUGGGGCUGACUGUUUGUGCAAAAACGACACGAGGAGGAUAUUAACUUUUGCAGACGAGUGGAGAUAUUUUUUUGUGCUCUAUGAGAAGUGACACAUACAUGCCCUGUAUUUAAGAACAUGUUUUUUCAGCAUUAAUGUGCAAACAUAUGGAAAGUGCACAAGUUUUUUUUGACAAGAGGACUCAUUUCCUGGACUUUUCACAAUGGGACAUUACAUAGUUUAUUGAAAUCUUGAACACCAUCAUGGCAGUGAACUGGACUCUAUUUGCUCUCUUUUUACUUCCACUCUGGAUGGUGGCGGCAGCUUUUUCGGGGCUGCUUAACGCCACAGACAAUGACUUUUUUCAGGAUGACUUGCUGCAGGUCAAGCCGGCCCCCGACAGAGUGGCCAAGCAUACAGCGUCUGCCCAUCCCAACCUGUAUUUUGGCCAAGGGGACGUGUCGCUCAUGAGGCAGAGGUCCUCCACCACCCACAGCCACAUAUUUAAAGUCAUCCGUGCGGCUGCCUUCACCAUGUUGUCCAACGCUCCCUAUUACAGUCCGCCCGCCAAACACGAGGUGUUUAAAAGCAAGUGGAAUGAGAUUUAUGGGAACAACCUACCUCCCCUGGCUCUGUACUGCCUCCUGGUACCAGAGGACUCUGCUGCCCUGCAGUUCCUCAUCAAGUUCAUGGACAGGAUGGCGGAAUACCCAGACUGGAAGGUGACCCCUGCACCCAACGAUGAGGUUCCUGUGGCGCACUCUCUCACAGGGUUUGCCACGGCCUAUGACUUUGUUUAUGCCUACUUGGACAAUACACGGAAGGAUGUUUACCUCAAGAAAAUCCGCUCUGUGACAGAGGAGAUGUUUGAGCUCUCCAAGUACCGGGGGUGGGGCAAACAGUACCUCCACAAUCAUCAGACCACCAACAUACUGGCCAUCCUAAUUGGAGCCAUAGUGGUGGGUUCACAUGACGACCAGGAGUCUAUGAUGUGGAAACAAGUGGCUGUGAACUACAUGGAGAAAACCAUGUUUCUGCUAAAUCACAUUGUCGAUGGCACGUUGGACGAGGGGGUCGCCUACGGGAGCUACACAGCCAAGUCCAUCACGCAAUACAUCUUCUUGGCACAGCGGCACUUCAGCAUCGACAGCACACAGAACAACUGGCUGCAAAAACACUUUUGGUUCUACUACUCCACCGUCUUGCCCGGCUUUCAAAGGACGGUGGGCGUCGCCGACUCCAACUACAACUGGUUCUACGGGCCCGAGAGCCAGCUGGUGUUCCUGGACGCCUUCGUCAUGAGGAACGGCACGGGCAACUGGCUGGCUCAGCAGAUUCGGAAGCACCGACCCAAGGACGGCCCCAUGGGGCAGUCGUCGUCUCAGCGCUGGGUCACACUCCACACAGAGUACAUCUGGUACGACGCCCGCCUCAUCCCGCAACCUCCACAAGACUUUGGCAAAGCCAGGAUGCAUAUUUUCUCCAACUGGGGCGUUGUUACCUACGGAGCCGGGCUGCCGAGCGGUCAAGGUAACACUUUUGUGUCCUUUAAGUCUGGCAAGCUGGGUGGCCGUGCAGUCUACGACAUGGUCCACGAGAAGCCGUACACCUGGUUGGACGGCUGGAAUAGUUUUAACCCAGGUCAUGAGCACCCAGACCAGAAUUCUUUCACAUUCGCCCCCAACGGACAAGUGUUUGUAGCAGAGGCACUUUACGGGCCAAAGUUGACCUAUCUUAACAAUGUGCUGGUGUUUAGUCCUUCUCCUACCAGUCAAUGUAACGCGCCGUGGGAAGGCCAGAUGGGGGAGUGUGGCAAAUGGCUGCACUGGAAUGAUAAAGGAGUGGGCGACACCAGGGGGGAAGUGAUCACGGCGGCGGCACAUGGGGACACCAUGUUUGUGAGCGGGGAAGCGGCACUGGCGUACUCGUCCGCCAUGAGACUGAAGAGCGUGUACAGAGCUCUGGUUCUGCUCAACACCCAAACGCUGGUGGUGCUCGACCACGUGGAAAAGGAGGCUGAUUCGCCCUUGAAGUCGCUCAGCGCUUUUUUCCAUAACCUCGAUAUUGACUUUAAAUAUGUCCCUUUCCGCUUCAUGGACAGGUACAAUGGUGCAAUGAUGGACGUGUGGGACGCCCACUAUAAAAUGUUUUGGUUUGACAGCCAGGGCCGCAGUCCAGAUACUCGCAUACAGGAGGCAGAACAGUCGGCAGAGUUUAAGAAAAGAUGGACUCAGUAUGUUAAUGUGACGUUCCCAAUGACAGGCACUGUUAGCAGAGCAGCGUAUGUCUUUCAUGGACCAUAUGUCAAAGUCUCCAACUGUAAAUUUAUAGAUGCCAGCAAGAAUGGCGUGACACUCUCUUUAACUAUCAAUAACACAGAGCGGCUAGUGUCCAUAGCGACAAAUUACAAAGAUAUUGGUGCGAGGUUGGAUUAUUUAGGGUACGGCGGUCACGGUAAGAUAGAGGAUCGAUAUCAAAUCACUCGAUUCGGCCUCGGCACGCAAGUGCUGCCCAAGCAAACCAGCAAUGGCAAUCAGUUUUUUGACUUUGUCUUCACACUCAAUGUGAUGGCAGGUUUACUCCUCUGCGUGGCCGCCGCCUUCCUCGCCGUGCAGAGAAAGUUUUACGACAUCUGCUUCAGGCUGCGCCGGCUGAUGCGUUACGCCCUCCUCACUGUGCUCAUCCUGUGGCUCGUCGAGCUGCUCUUUGUGUCCAACAGCUGCGAUCAGCUCCUCUGUGGGGUGAAAUGGAAAGGCAGGGGCGGCCAGAGUGAAGUCAACCAACAAGUCAGACUGCACGACCAGCGCCAGCUCCCCCUCCCCACCAUCCUCAUCACAACCCUGCCCGGCUCGGGGUCGGACAUACUCAAGCACCUUUUCUACAACAGCACAGACUUUGUUUACAUCAGGGUUCCCACUGAGCACGUCGACAUUCCGGAGACGGAGUUUGACUUUGAUUCCUUUGUGGAUGCCUGUGAGUGGUCGCGUGCGGAGGCCGAGCAAGGACGCUUUAAGAUGAUCCAAGGCUGGCUGCAUUCGCUGGCCCGCAACACCAAGCUCCACCUGCAGAACAUUCAGCUGGCAGAGGGUGGCUCGGCCAGCCUGCCCCAGCAAGGCGCCUCUCUCCAGAACAAAAAGAAAAGUACAAGGCGGAGGGAGUCUGUGCGAGCCAGCCUCGACAGAGAUGCGGAGUACAUCAGGGCGAUGAGACACCACCUGGCUGAGUACCCAAACAGCCGCGUUGUCCUUAACAUGCGCAGUGGGAGCUGGGCGCUGAAACUGCCUUUUAUUCGGGAGGUUGUGGGACCUUCCAUGAAGACCAUCUAUGUGCUGAGGGACCCUCGAGCGUGGAUUUAUCUCAUGUUGUACAAGAGCCAACCCAGCUUGUACUCCCUGAAGAACAUCCCUCAGCACCUUUCCUUGAUAUUCAAGAAGGAUGCCGUCAGGGAUGGCUGCCCGAGCGUGGCGCCAGAAUUUAACACCCUCAGGAAUCUGCUGGCUCAUUCCGAGAGCGACCCGGUGGUGAUACUGGCUCACCUGUGGCUGGCUCACACCGGCGCUGUGCUUAGGAUCAGCCAGAGCCUCCCCGAGGACUCCUAUCUCCAAGUGCGCUUUGAGGACAUGGUCAAUUUCCCCCGGGAGACGGCGGAGGGCAUCCACGCCUUCCUGGGGGUGCCGUUGUCGCCCGCCGCGCUCAACCAGCUGCAGUUCACCACCUCCACCAACUUGUACAACCUCCUCUACGAGGGGGACAUUUCCCCGGCCAACAUCGACAUGUGGCGGCACAAAAUGCAGCAGAGAGACGUGAAGCUGGUGGAGGACAUAUGCGGGGGCGUGAUGAAGAGGCUGGGUUACGCCCGGUUGCCAGCUAACUGAUUUGCACUGAUUUGAAACUUGACAUGUUGCAAUUUGGGUGGAACUGGGUGGGGGGCUCCUGUGUCUUAAUGGGAUGUAUGCUGUGCAGCAACAGGUGUUUACGUCAAGGUUCCAUUUUAUAUUAAAAUGGACGUGCGGGCGCUUACUGGGGCAAUUCUGUCUUAAAUGUGUGUCAAAUUAUUGUUCCUGUGAGUCUUAAGAGACCAUUUUUUUUAGUCCUUAAUCUGUGAUGUCACGUGUAAAGAUCAUGUUUGAGCACUGCUGAGGGAUGUACUGUGUAUGAUGGAGAUAACAAAUAUUUAUUGACUAUUUUUGUUUUAUUUUGACGAGGGCCGUCAUGCUGCUUCCCUUUAAAAACGUGCGCAGAGAAAAAUACGCUUUAGUGCUACAUGAAUUGUAUUUAGGGGUUUUAUUUGAAGUCUAAAUGCACUUUUGACUCCAUUUGGGACGUAGGCUAAUCAUGUACGUACGUCACCAUCAUGUCAGAGGACAUACACACCUCCUAAAAGAAAGAAGUGUGAAGUAUUCCUGGCUUCCAAAGACACACAUCCCAAAGGAGCGGGCAUGAUUAUGAUUAUUCAGACUCCCUUUGGCAUUUAUUGAAUUAGAUCAGAGGGAAGUGCUUAACGGGGAUCAAACUGGAAAGAAAAGGAGAGGCGCUGUUAGCUGUGACACAUUUCCAGUCAAAGCAAUUUUCCAAAGCAUCCCCCCUCAGCGGCUCGCAUUAAUCUGCAAAAUGUCACAAAUGAGGCGUUUGGCUGCUGAGGCGUGGAGGAAACGCAAACAGUUUCCAUUUCCUGCCUCGCUCAAUCAGACUUCUAAUGAUCUAUUUUUUUUCCUAAUAUUCUAGAGAAGGGAGGUGUGUUUUUAUCGUGUGUAUUUGUGCGACUUUUCAAGUCCAUCCACAGCGCCUCGCUUUGUGUUUGUGCCGCUUGUUGACUUUUUCUGGGACAUCUCCUCUUGCUUCUGUGGCCUUGAAUGAUCACAACGGUUGUCCUGCACGGUACUGAGAUGAUGUAGUGGGAAAUAAAUUCAUCAAUAUGUGAGCCAACCCUCUGCUUGGUUUGUGCAUCGCUUUUCAUUAGCUUGCAUGCGUUUCGCUGUUAUACUCAUUAGCACGGGCCACCUGCACAGCCUAAUGAGGUCCAAAACUGCUGGUGUUUCUAAUAUUUAGCCUUGAGAGGGUGGAAGUGUUGCAAAUGCCUCAAUAAAGUGGACAUUAUUAUCUUUAUCUCUGAAAAUUUUGAGUUGGAUGUCAUUAGAUACCUAAUGUUUUGUACAGUAACUGUGUUUUGGGCCUGUUAUGGCAGACAUUAAUGCUCACAUGCAGGUUUGCUACGCUUGUCGUGCUACUUUAAGGCGAAAAGUGGUGCCCCAAGUGGUGGUGUAAAAAAAAAAAAAGCCAAUAAAUAAUAACAAUAGGACAGAAUAUAGCACACAAUAACUCUAGAUACAGUAUAAGCAACAUUUACACUCUGCAAUAACUAUUAAUUGGGCAUUGUUUAACAUUUGAAUGAAUGUGAGCUUUUCCAUUUGAAGUGUUCAUAGUAGUAACUAGUUAUGAUAGAAUCAUAAUGAAGGUUCAUUUUUUUCUCCAAUUUUGUAGCGCCCCCUGGAGGCUACGGCGCCCUUAUGGGCCAGCCGGCUAUGAGGCAGAACCAUACAAUUUCUUCAAAAAGAACAAAUCCUAAUGUAUCAUUAUAAUGAUGAAUACAUUUGUAGAAAUAUGGAAAGCACCCUGGAAGCAAAAAAAAAAAAAUCAUGUAAUGUGAAAAAAUUUUAAAACAACACAAAAAACAGUUUCUUCUUUGUCGCUCCUGCGUAAACUCUUGCUGGAAACGCCUCAGGUGAAUAUUUCCUCUGACGAAUCUCGACUUGUUCUAGACUUUUUUUUUUAAUCGUGUCAUGUGGCCGCACCCUACCUUCCUCACAUUCUGUACGCUCUAUAACUUUGAAUAUUAGGUGCACCCGCACAACCCAAUGAUCAGCUUGCAACUAUUCAUCGAACAAUAUUUGUAUUAUUGUGUGUCGGCUCUGAUGUGCUUGUCCUGGUGUGGACACUUUGGUAUUAGUUAUUCAUUUACGAAGGCUGGUGUGACGUUAUUGGUGAUCUGCCUGCAGGCAUUUCAAACAGGGAUAAUGUCGGUGGACUUUUUUUUUUUUUUAGUAGGGCAAGGUAACGAGUCUCCACCUCAUCCGUCGUCGAUGUGACUUAAAUGUUUUUAAAUCCAAAGUUGCAUGGCGAGGGUGGAAAAAUGAAUCACAAGACGGUGAUUUACAGAUGUUAAGUGAAUCUAAUCAUUUAUUGUGCAAGUUGGACGUAACCAGUGGAGCGUGCUUCUGUGUCUCUGAGGUAGCCGCAGGUGAGCCACUUUAAAAAUGAGACUUCCUCGUUCCGUCUUUAUCUAUCAGUCCCCGGGAGUGCCUCUCCAUCGCCGUCAGCUCAUUAAUUAACCUUUGCUGCAGCUGCCAUCCAUCAGCGUUUCACCCUGACGCUGGGAGAUGAGCCACAGUGAAGCUGGCGGGCCGCAAACAAUCGAGAAACGACGUCUGCGGGUCAUCUCGUGCCGUGUUCGGAUGCAGCAGCAAUCGCCAUCGGUAAUAAUAAUCAACCUGGAAUAUAAGCGACGUGAAGCGAGGGCUGGUGCUGUGCUGUUGAAUGUUAAAGCAAAAGCACUGAUUUGUGACCAUCUUCCGGGAACGCCUCCCGACCAAAUAAAUUAGCAUUAAAAAAACAAAACAACGUGAGGUUCAGCCGCUAGGGUUGCUCUGCUUUUAUGUGCUCCGGCUGCCAGUUGAGAGUACAACAUGCGAGGUUGUGUGUUGUUCCGAGGGCGUAAGAUUAAAUCCAGCUGGCCUGGGCUGGCAGGCGAGCAGGGGAGCGGCCCGCUUUCCCGCAAUGACACAAACCUUCAUUACGGCCCGCCAGAUACCAGAACCCUAAAUCUUACAACUGGUGCCCAAAAGGCCGCUGCAGCCAGCCGAGACCGUGUCCUACAUUAAAAAAAAUUUAAAAAAAAACAUGACAAACGUUUCUGUGUUUCAGCAAUUUCAAGCAUUGAUGGCUAAUUAGUGGAACUUGUGUUUGGAGGAGGAGGAACUGCUGCUUUAAAUGUGGAAGAUGACAACACAACGGCUUCCAGACAAAAAAUCCAUGCAGGAACGCUCCUCCCGCCUGUGCACACUGGCUCCUCACGAACACCAAAAAACUGCCAAUUUAUGAAGUCAACUCACCUCCAUCUGUUUACAGAAGUCAACUUUCAAGUGUAUCGUCACAGUCAAAAGUUUUUAAAAUAUGUAUUUAAAAACAAUGAAAAGGAAAUAUUUGCUUUUCAUUUGGGCAGUGAUGCUGUAAAAGUAAAAUGUGCACCACACUUGUCAUGGGACAUUGCUAUAGAAACAUACUGAAACAUACUGAAACAGCUUGCAUAGCAGGAUAGAUUUGCCAUCCACUGCAGAUUCUGUUUACACGUGAUCAAUCUACUUCUCAUAUACGCCCUCAAAUAUGCCAAUAUGUGAAUAUGCUAGCCUACGAUUGCCAUCAAACAACUCCAAAAGUAUGACAGAUGUGCUUUUUCUUAUCAGUGUAAGCCGAGUAUCCCACGUUUCAGACAAAGUUAUCAUACAAGUCACUUCAUUAAGCAUCUUUUUUGGCGCGUUUAGGUGGCCUUUUUAAAAAUGUAUUGAUGCUCAUGUAGCUAGAAAAUGGUGCUAAAUGUCAUGCUUAACGUUUUCUUUUUAACAAUAUCAUAAGACAGGGAUAUCGAACUCUUAUUUCGCUGAGUGUGGUUGGUAUUGGGAGUGACGCUGGCCUCCAGCAUGCUUUGCGGUACUUGUUUAGUAAAA
Dunckerocampus dactyliophorus (ringed pipefish) is the source of this 8319-nucleotide messenger RNA. RefSeq names its product dermatan-sulfate epimerase-like protein. NCBI's taxonomy places the organism in Eukaryota, Metazoa, Chordata, Actinopteri, Syngnathiformes, Syngnathidae. Bases 862 to 4473 code for a protein of 1203 amino acids. Gene Ontology annotation, molecular function: chondroitin-glucuronate 5-epimerase activity; sulfotransferase activity. The transcript has a single exon. The record is from RefSeq and is a predicted model, not a curated record.